Ipomoea triloba (trilobed morning glory) is the source of this 3175-nucleotide messenger RNA. RefSeq lists its product as uncharacterized. Gene Ontology annotation, molecular function: protein binding. The transcript has 12 exons. Lineage: Eukaryota; Viridiplantae; Streptophyta; Magnoliopsida; Solanales; Convolvulaceae. The coding region runs from base 156 to 2858 and encodes 900 amino acids. The record is from RefSeq and is a predicted model, not a curated record.
AGUUCUCAAAUACUACUCCACUCCCCACUCCCUUCAUCACUGUUUCAACUUUCAUCCCAUUUCCAUUAAUCAAUUCCCCAAAGCUUCGAAAAAUGGCGUGGAUCCGCCUUCAAUACGUCUAAUUGGAGAAUCUAUACAACACUAACUACACACGAAUGGAACCAAAACCCUAUGCAAAUAGGCAGCAUCAUCAUCAUCAUCAUCACCAUCAUCACAGGGCGUACGGUGGCGGAGGGGGAGGUCCGAGCCCGAUGGAAAUGACGGCGACGAGGCAACCACCUCAGCUGUCGCAAUCUCAGCUUCAAAUCUCCGAUAACGACCGUAGCAGCAGUGAGCUACGCGCACUGGAUUGCAACCUCACUUCCCUCUGCGAUCACAUCCAAUUGGAGGGCUUCAACAAUGGCUCCUUCUCCGAUAUUGUCGUUCAAGCCAUGGGUUCCACCUACCACCUCCACCGCCUUAUCCUCUCCCGAAGCUCUUACUUCAGGAACAUGUUGCAGGGACCUUGGAAAGAAGCAAGUGCUCCGGUUUUGACCUUGAAUGUGGAUGAUAAUAAUGUCAAUGGGGAGGCUAUUGAACUAGCUCUUGCUUAUCUUUAUGGACACCACCCCAAGCUCAGUGAUAAUAAUGCAUUUCGAGUUCUUGCCGCUGCAUCCUUUCUUGACCUUCAGGAUUUAUGUGCAAUAUGCACGGACUUCAUCAUUUCAGAGCUAUGGACAUCAAACUUCUUAACAUACCAGGUGUUUGCAGAGAGCCAAGAUUAUGGAAUACAUGGAGAGCGAGUUAGAAAUGCUUGUUGGGGAUAUCUUUGUCAAAGUGGUGCCAUGGAGUUGAAAGAGGUCCUUCCUAAGCUCUCAUCUCAAACAUUGCAUGCUCUGCUUACCUCUGAUGAAUUGUGGGUACCAAGUGAAGAGAAACGAUUUGAACUGGCUUUAUAUAGUCUUCUUGCUAGAGGUGCUAUGUGCAACACGGUGCAUCAUGAGCGGGGAAGUUGCAGUUCUUGCACUGAUGCAGGAACAAGUACUUAUUCAGAUGCUUCCAGAGUGAAGGCUAAGAACUUGCGUGAUGGCGGCACUGAUAAACUGAUGGAAUCUGAAUUGAGGAAUCUAAGCUUAAAAGAUGGACAAGAAAGUCAUAAUACUGCUCAUAAUAUUCUAGUUGAGCUUGCAGACUGUGUUGUUGAUUCUGUCACUGAGGUACAUAACAAACAACCUUUGCAAGAAGCGGUUUGCAUUCAAACCAACUUGGAAUCUAGAUAUGGAUGCAACAUAGGACAAGCUUCAUCAAGUAACUCAUUUUUAUACACUGGUGAAGUUGGAUCCUCAUGUUCUUUUAUUGAAAUGCCAAUAAGUGGUGGAGCAAGUAGGCUAGGGAGCAAUGGUAUGUCUAUGGAAGGGCCAUCAGAAGAAGAUCCAUGCUAUCAAUUAAACAAUACAUCUUGGCUGUCUGCAGACCAAAGCAACUGCGCACCAAUGAGUGCAUCUGGUGAUGUGCUUAUACCCAGUGAUUGGGGAAGAUGCAACAUGCCCUCCCUAUCUUGGGGUGGUAGGACCGUGGGACGAAGAGAGGUGAAAACUUGCUUAAAUGGACAUUGCGGAAUUAACAGAGAUGAUUAUGAUGCCUUUGUCAAUAUUUUUGAGGGAGGAUCUCUAUUGUAUUGUAACAUGUCUUUUGAGGCACUUCUAACUGUGAGAAAGAAGCUGGAAGAAUUGGGAUUCCCUUGCAAAGCUGUGAAUGAUGGGCCUUGGCUGCAGAUGCUCUUGAGCCAGCGAGUGCAAGAAAUUGGUGCAGAUACAUGCAAAAGUUGCUGUCUUGUGAGUAUGGCAUGUGCCUGUAGACAGCCUUUUGGAUAUUCACGCAAUGUUGCAGCUACUGGAUAUUACAUGACAGAGCAUGAUCAGGGCAAUCCACCUACCAAUGCUGGUAAUGUGUAUGUCAAUGAUUCUGUCCAUCGUGAAGGAAAUGGUCUCUUUAGGCCCGUACGUGUUCAUGUUAGGGGGCCUAUUGAUGGGUUGGCUGGAAUUGGGCGUGGGAAUACAUUUGUUCCUGCAGCUGCAUGGCCCCCAACACGUUUUGUCUUCUCUCGUGUACCAUAUGGGAUGGGUAAUCGUAACUGUCAGCAGUCUGUUGGUAAUGAUGACCCAGAAAAUAGAGGGGACCACAAUGCAGACCUUGCUGGGGAUGGCUUGACAGCUUUGGUUGGUCUCAGCCAGGAGGGAAGUAAUAUGGCUACUAUUUGUGGGGAGCAGUUAGAAAGGGGUUAUGAUGUGGAUCUUCAGAGCAGGAUGGUAGGAUCAUCAAUAUCUGUACCUAAUGUUAGUAGUAGUAUUUCCUCACAAAUGUUAGAUUCUGGGCGUACUGUUGGAAUCGAGUGGGAGAAUGACAAUAGUUCUAUAUCAUUGGAUAUGAAGACACCCUUAAGUCAUUUUCCUCCUUUUCGGUUUGGGGUUGAAUUUCAAGAUGUGCUCAGGCUCAAUGAUGGUCAAGUCAAGCAUUCACCUGAGUUUUUUUAUGCUGGUUCUUUGUGGAAGGUCAGUGUCCAGGCCUUUAGUGAUGAAGACCCACAGGGACGCCGGACUCUUGGGCUUUUUCUUCAUCGACGGAAGGCAGAAAUAACUGAUCCAGCUAGAAAGGUGCACGUGUAUGUUGACUCUCGUGAAAAGGUCACUGCUCGCUAUCAGUUGAUUUGUCCAUCCAAGAGAGAAGUGAUGGUAUUUGGAAGCUUCAAACAGACGGGAACUCUUCUCCCCAAAGCUCCCAAGGGAUGGGGCUGGCGUUCAGCCUUGUUGUUCGACGAACUCGCGGAUCUUCUCCAAAACGGGGCACUACGAGUGGCUGCCGUUGUACAGCUAAUCUGAUGCUCUAGGUAAAUAACACGCAAUACCAAACACUUACUAAAAACAUACUCUCAAGAUUUUGAUGUGUUCAGAUGGAAUUACAGCUAAAUUAAUUAUACUUUUGCAAAACUGACGCCUGUCAAAUUUUCAAGGUAUUCAAGCCAUUAUUUUCCCGGCUUAACACUCUCGUGGCUAAACAGAUACUGUUGUAGUGUACUAGUGUUGUGUAUAGUUAUCCCAGUUAUAUGUUGCCUGUGUAGCAAGGAAGCUAAAACAGUCCUUGUCAAAUUGAAUACUUGCUGCAUAAGUUCUGAGUAAAAUAUUACCUGUUCUGUGUA